Molecule: messenger RNA, 1061 nt
Organism: Vidua chalybeata
Lineage: Eukaryota; Metazoa; Chordata; Aves; Passeriformes; Viduidae
Product: translation initiation factor IF-2-like
Exons: 3
Coding region: 1-813 (270 amino acids)
Source: RefSeq, a predicted model, not a curated record
AUGUGCCGGGAACAAGCAGAAAUCUGGCCACUGCAUGUGGCUGACCUUUCCCUCUCUCCCUACAGGUCACAUCGUCUUCAUCAAAACAGAUCCAGCCCGAACCCGAGCACACCCGCACAACCCCCGUCUCCUGCGGGGGCUCCGCGGCCAGGAACGCGGGCCGGGCGGCGGGUCGGGCCAAGCCCCGUCCCUGCUGCCCCCGGGACGCCCCGGCCGCCGCCACCCACGGACCUGCGGAGGCUGGGGCGCUGUGCCGAGCCCCACAACAUCCGCGCUCGGCGGACCCCCGCGGACAGGUGUCGGGGAGAUCCCGUCCCACGGAGACAAACCCUGCCCGCCUCGGGCUGGGUCACGCCGGGUGCCCCCCGCGGACCCCACGGCCCCCCCAGCCCCCUGCGAGAGCGUCCUUCUCCCUCCGGCACGCAAGAGCUGAUCCCGCGCGUGGGGCUCCGGUGCGGCGAGGGGGCCGCUGGAGGAGUCCUCGCUCCACUCCGGGUCCAGCCGCUUGUUCCUGCCAGUUCCCCCGCGCUCCUCUCUGAAAAGGAGGAGCUCCUUAUUGAAAACCUCCUCAUCCCCGCGUUUGGGACCACGGGCGAGGGACGCGGGGGAUCCUGCUCAUAUUUCCCGCGCUGUGAGGAAGUGGGAUACGCGGUCCGUUUGGUGCCGCGCUUCGUUUUCUCGGGACAGCAGUUAGGCAGCCACUUUGAAAUGUUUAUUAAAGACAUGAAAUCUCUAGUGAAGGUCUUCCCUCACCCGGUCGUCUUGUCCUUCUUCUCUUUUUCUUUUUUCUUUUCUCUCUCCCAAAAGUAUUAAAGACAGAGAAACUGCCCAGAAAAUAAAUUAAGAAAGAAAGAAAGAAAGAAAGAAAGAAAGAAAGAAAGAAAGAAAGAAAGAAAGAAAGAAAGAAAGAUGAGGAAACCCCAAGCACUGGGGAAGACUUGCACUUUGGGACAGAGGGGGGCACCGUGCCCUGCAGGGUGGGACAAUAGUUCUUGCUUGCUCUGCUGCUAAUAUGCAGCUCCAUCCCUGGUCGUCUGGCUCAGGGAAAAGAGGAAAAAAAA